AUGGAAAGACAAAUCUACAGGCUCAUCCAUUUUAAGGAAGAUACCAGAAUAGGAGAUCUAACAAUCUGGGCACAUGAAGUCGAAGAAAGACUUUCAGCCCUUCACACGCACCCAGCAAAAAUCUCAAAAAUAAAAUGGGAAAAAGAUCCGCCACAGGGUAAAGAUCUCGAAACAUAUACAGACGGCUCCAAAAUGGAGAACAAGGUAGGAGCAGCAUUUGUAGCAUUCCUAAAUAAUGAGGAAAUCUACAAAGAACAAUACAGGCUAAAUGACGAAGCCACAGUGUUCCAGGCGGAGGUCUUAGCACUUAAAAGAGCGCUCCUCUGGAUAGAUCAAAGGACAGAAAACACGCAUAGGAUAUUUACUGACAGCUUAAGCACACUUCAGAGCUUAAAUAGUAUACAACAAAGAUCAAGAAGCAUCAUUAGUCUAAAAGAGAUGAUACAUACCAUAAGGGAUAAUAAAGAUCUCGAACUAAAUUGGAUUAAAGCCCACGUUGGGAACAAAGGGAAUGAGAGGGCGGACGAAGAAGCCAAAAAGGCCACACAAAGAUCCUCAAUCGACAUAACAGUUCCCCUGUCGGAACAGUCGGCAAAAUCUAAGAUCCUACAAGAAACACUAAGGACAUGGCAGGAAAGAUGA
This is a messenger RNA of Stegodyphus dumicola, 642 nucleotides long. RefSeq names its product ribonuclease H-like. The record is from RefSeq and is a predicted model, not a curated record. NCBI's taxonomy places the organism in Eukaryota, Metazoa, Arthropoda, Arachnida, Araneae, Eresidae.